AACCUCAAAUUCUUAAUAUAUAGCAAAAAAUAAUAUUUUAAUAUUGCAUCAGGCAAAUUUUAAAAAAAAUGUUUUUAUUGUGUUUAUUUAUUUAUUUAAAAUUAUAAAACAGUAUAGAAAAUAACAAGAAAAAAAUGGAGAUUACAACAAUGGACGAGGCUUUUAAUUUAAUAAAACCAUUAUGUGAUAGACUGUUAAAUCAUCCAAAUAUUGAAAAUGCAAUUCAAGUUGCAAAAGUUGCGGAAAAAUGUUCAAAUACAAUAUUAGAAAAUUUAAUGGAAUACGUUAUGAUUCCUGUAACAAUGCACUUAUUUAAUAAGGAUAUGAGUAAAGAUGUAAAACAACAAUUACUGAAUACAAUGAGAAUAGUAAUUUCAAAAACAAGAAUCACGAAGAUAAAUGUUUUAAAUCAUUAUUUUGUUUGUGUUAUUAGUGAAAUUUUUACACCCUCAAAGGCUGAAAUGCUAAUUCCCUUCCAUGAAGAGUUGAAGGAAAGUGCAAUUUUGUGUAUAAAGUGUUUAAUAGAGCGAUGUACAACCGACGUUUUGGAAUUACUUUAUACACCGAAAAAUGUACCAAAAUUAAGUAAUGGAGUAUUUUUAUGCAUUUUAAUUGCACGAACGGAAAAAUCGAGAACUCUCAGAAUUGCAGCAAUUGAGACUGUAAUGGUCCUGUUGCAAGUGCACGACGCAGCAGAUAAUAAAGAUAUUGUUUUUCGAUCUCAAGUGGCAGAUUCUGUAAUGGUCAUAUUGCCCGGCGUUUCCAGUGGAUUAUUAGAAGUAGCCACUGGAAGUGAUAUUCAAGGACAUAAACUUACAAUUAUUGCAAUUAGAUCUUGGAGUCGAAUUAUUGCACUAGUUAUGGAGGAUUCCGUAGAACUUGAAAGUGAACCACUUUUGGAUUCAAUUUGUAAAAAGAGUGAAAUUUCCACAAAGCAAUUUCAGAAAACUUUGAAAUUCCAAAAGUCUGAGGAUGUGAAAACUUACAUAGAAUCUGCUAAGAGAACUCCAGAGUGGUUUCAAUUCGCAAGUAAUAAGCUGAAUAUUCUCAUGAACGAAUUGAACACUCUAGCUUCGCAUUCUCAUUUCAAAGUACGAAGGGAAUUGGCCGUGGGAAUUAAUUUAUUACUCACGAAAUGUCCAAGAAAUAUGAAACCAUCGUUUUCGAAAUUGAUAGAAAUUCUGAUUACUUUGUCCGAGGAUGAAUCUGAAGAGGUUGUGAAUACAGCGAAAUUUGGAUUAAAUUCAAUAAGUGCUAAAUGUUACGAAGAAAAGGGAAUGAAAUCUCUAGUUGAAUUGUUUGAGGAUAAUUUUUACAAAUUGCUCACAACACUUCCCAGAAUUAUGAGAACAGCUGAUGACUCGAUGCAGCUCUCGUAUUUAAAUCAAUUAACAGCAUAUUUACGAUUACUGGGCAAGCAAAGAUUGCCUCAAGUUAUGUUGUCUUCGGUUCAUUUGCAAAGAAUGAUUCUCGCCCUGGUUUACGUCGCCGAGCUCGAUUGUAAUGGAAUUUCUGUUUUAGAAGAUUUCUCAUCGAAACAUGUUGACAAUAUUCACUACACAAACUGUCACUCGUCUUGGAGGCAGUUUAAAUUCAUCAAUAGCUCUUCUGCGGAAAAGAAACUCAUGAUUAUUUGUCAACUACUGGGUGAACUUGGCGAUUUUGAAAUUUUAAUCGAUACAUUUUUAAAAUUGAUGUUUGAUAUUCCACAAUAUAGAAAAGAAUUAACAGUGUUACUUAAUUGGAUAGUCCAAGUUCCAGAUCCAAAUUCGGAAAAAUUGUUACUUUACAGGCAAACAAUUGAUCAGUACAUAGCGCCAGACUUUUGGUACUUGCCAUUAGAAGUCUCGGAAGACGUUAAUUUACGAGAGGUGCAGAGUAAUCUCAUACAAUGUUGUCUUUUAGUUGAAGGUUUGGGAAAUAUAGCAGAAAUUUUAAAGAAAGAUUACGAUCAGUUUCUGCUCAAAACUCUUUAUAUCGUCUUAGAACGAACAGGCAGUGGACACAGUUUGCUACGAACAGUGGGACUCGAGGCAUUGGAGAAAAUAACAAAAUCACAAUACAAUACAACUGGGGAACUUUUGCAAAAAAAUGUUGAUUAUAUUUCUUAUCAUGUUACGUUAAAAUUGCGACAAGUGAAAAGAAAUCCCGGAGUUCUCGAUGUUCUUGGAGUGGUGAUGGAAUUCAGUACAAUGGACUUUCUCCCAUGUCUUAAGGAAAUUGUCAACGAUGUUCUUCGACAGUCGAAUGAAAAAAUACAAAAGGACAAUACUGAUUCGUUUCUUCGAGUAUUUUACACUUUUACAAAAUGUGUCAGGAGAUUAACAUUGAAGAACGAAGCGAAAUUAAAUGAGGAAAAAGAUUUGGAAUAUAAUUCCAAGGAAAGAAUUAUCCAUCAAUUAGUAGAAUACAAAAAAUUAAAGGAAUUGGCAAAUCUUGAGAAUAUUGAGAAGAAAAUUGAGGAACCGGUCAGUAUAGAGGAAAUCGAGGAAGAAAUGAAGAGUUCGGCAUAUGAUUACGUUGAAGAAGAGAGGGAAGAAGAAAAAAUACCAGAAUACGUAAAAAUGAUAGAAGAAGUAAUGAAGCGUUGUUUACACUUUUUGCCAAGCAAAGACUUGACAAUUUCAACUCGAGCCAUGAUUACUUUGAACGAAGGACUUUUCUUAUUAGCCGAUUGGGAAAAUCAACUUUUACCAAUUGUUCACGUAAUGUGGCAUCCAUUAGUCGAUCGAUUCCGCGAUUCAAAUCCAAUUAUCAUUAAUCGUGCUUGGCAACUUUUUAUAACACUCGCACAUGUCUCGAAAGAUUUUAUUCGCGCAAGAACAUUAAAAAAAUUACUGCCGCCACUAUCGGAAUUUUUGAGCAAAUCAUCGGGGGAAAGUUAUAAGAAAGAUUCGGGUAGUAUGUAUAAUUUUACCCAAAUUUUUAAACUUCAAAAAGAACUUCUCUCGCAAUUUGGACACGUAGCGAGAGAUUUACAAUUACACGAGGGACAAUUGUGGGAAAUUCUUGAAAUCUGCGAACCCUAUUUGAGUUGUUUGCAAAAUAAAUUUCUACAGGAGAGUUGUGUGACUUUGUAUAAAAAUAUUGCCGAUUAUAAUAGCGAUAUCGUUUGGACAAAGUGCCUCGCAUUGUGGAAUAAACAUGUCGAACGUAUGGAUGCAAUUUCUUUUCAAGUCUGGUAUAAAAAGAUUGAUGAAUCUGAGACACAAAAUGAGUAUCGAAGAAAUCUUCAGACAAUUUUUAAGUAUAUUAAACAAAAAGAUAUUCUUUAAAAGCAAAGUUUUUCGGGUUUUCCCGAAAGGACCUUCGUCUCUCAGUGGGAAAACAUUGUUGUGCACACAAGGAAGGAAGGAAGGAUUCUAUUUAUUCAGUCCCUGCAAUGUGAUUGGUAUACACCUCAUUGUGAUUUGCGCUCAAUUAUGUUCCUCUCUUUCGGAGUCCG
Molecule: messenger RNA, 3445 nt
Organism: Leptopilina heterotoma
Lineage: Eukaryota; Metazoa; Arthropoda; Insecta; Hymenoptera; Figitidae
Gene: Tti1
Product: TELO2-interacting protein 1 homolog
Exons: 14
Coding region: 135-3275 (1046 amino acids)
Biological process (GO): chromatin remodeling
Cellular component (GO): cytoplasm
Source: RefSeq, a predicted model, not a curated record